UUUAUUAUUCUCCUCCCUCUCAUUACACGUCUUCAAUGGCCAUCGGUCUAAUCCUUCUCUCAAUUCUCCUCCCGAUCAUAGCAUACAGCCUCUAUCAACGUCUACGUUACAGGCUCCCGCCAGGCCCAACGCCCAAGCCGGUGGUCGGAAACCUUUACGACAUUAAGCCUGUCCGGUUCCGUUGCUUCGCCGAAUGGGCUCAAUCCUACGGCCCUGCGAUUUCGGUUUGGUUUGGUUCGACGUUAAACGUCAUCGUUUCUAAUUCGGAUUUGGCUAAAGAAGUGCUGAAAGAGAAGGAUCAACAGUUGGCUGAUAGACAUAGGAGUAGGUCUGCAGCCAAGUUUAGUAGAGAUGGUCAGGACUUGAUUUGGGCAGAUUAUGGACCUCACUAUGUUAAGGUUAGGAAGGUUUGUACUCUUGAGCUCUUUACUCCUAAGAGGCUUGAGGGUUUGCGGCCUAUUAGGGAAGACGAGGUUACUGCUAUGGUUGAGUCUAUUUUCAAGGACUGCUCCAAUCCUGAAAACAAUGGGAAGAGUCUGCUGGUGAAGAAGUACUUAGGUGCAGUGGCAUUCAACAACAUUACAAGACUAGCAUUUGGAAAGCGAUUUGUGAAUGCUGAGGGUGUAGUGGACGAACAAGGACAUGAAUUCAAGGCAAUUGUAUCGAAUGGACUUAAGCUUGGUGCAUCACUUGCAAUGGCAGAGCACAUUCCAUGGUUACGCUGGAUGUUCCCCCUAGAAGAAGAGGCAUUCGCCAAGCAUGGAGAACGCAGAGACAGGCUCACUCGAGCCAUCAUGGACGAGCACACCCAAGCUCGCAAGCUCGGCGGUGCCAAGCAACAUUUUGUCGAUGCGCUCCUCACAUUGCAGGAAAAGUAUGAUCUUAGCGAGGACACCAUUAUUGGACUUCUUUGGGACAUGAUCACUGCAGGGAUGGACACAACAGCGAUAUCUGUAGAGUGGGCAAUGGCGGAACUAAUCAAGAACCCAAGAGUUCAACAGAAAGCUCAAGAGGAGAUUGACAGAGUCAUUGGAUUUGAUCGGGUCAUGACAGAGCCAGACUUUGCAAGCCUGCCUUACCUUCAAUGUGUAGCCAAAGAAGCACUUAGAUUGCAUCCACCAACCCCUCUAAUGCUCCCUCACAGAGCCAAUUCCAAUGUCAAAGUUGGGGGCUAUGACAUUCCCAAGGGAUCAAAUGUUCACGUCAAUGUCUGGGCUGUUGCUCGUGACCCGGCUGUAUGGAAGAACCCAGAGGAGUUCCGGCCAGAGAGGUUCCUGGAAGAGGACGUGGACAUGAAGGGGCACGAUUUCCGGCUGCUCCCAUUUGGGGCUGGGCGGCGGGUGUGCCCAGGUGCACAACUUGGCAUCAAUUUGGUGACAUCUAUGUUGGGUCACUUGUUGCACCAUUUUUGUUGGGCGCCACCUGAGGGGGUCAAGCCGGAGGAGAUUGAUAUGUCUGAGAAUCCAGGUUUGGUGACUUACAUGCGGACGCCGGUGCAGGCCGUGGCCACUCCUAGGUUGCCUUCACAUUUGUACAAACGUGUGCCUGCUGAUAUGUAAUUUUGUUGCUACUCUGUUGUGGUUUGAUUCUUUGGUUACAGUCUUACAGACAAGGUUUUCUGGACUUCAACUGAGAAUGUCAAAGUGAGCUUGUUGGGACUAAGAAAAACUAAGCAAUAAAAUAUCACACGCUGUUUUAUGAA
Molecule: messenger RNA, 1702 nt
Organism: Tripterygium wilfordii
Lineage: Eukaryota; Viridiplantae; Streptophyta; Magnoliopsida; Celastrales; Celastraceae
Product: cytochrome P450 98A2
Exons: 3
Coding region: 36-1559 (507 amino acids)
Molecular function (GO): heme binding; oxidoreductase activity, acting on paired donors, with incorporation or reduction of molecular oxygen; monooxygenase activity
Source: RefSeq, a predicted model, not a curated record